Molecule: messenger RNA, 2105 nt
Organism: Megalops cyprinoides (Indo-Pacific tarpon)
Lineage: Eukaryota; Metazoa; Chordata; Actinopteri; Elopiformes; Megalopidae
Gene: lck
Product: LCK proto-oncogene, Src family tyrosine kinase
Exons: 13
Coding region: 191-1708 (505 amino acids)
Biological process (GO): B cell receptor signaling pathway; T cell differentiation; cell surface receptor protein tyrosine kinase signaling pathway
Cellular component (GO): extrinsic component of cytoplasmic side of plasma membrane
Molecular function (GO): non-membrane spanning protein tyrosine kinase activity; signaling receptor binding; ATP binding
Source: RefSeq, a predicted model, not a curated record
CAAGGCCCAAGAGCCACGCUAUUGUUGCUUCUCUGAAAAAAAGGACUCCUGACUUUUAUUGCUGUCAUUUGUUUUUAGUUGUUUUAGAAAAAGAACUCAAGUAACCGUGGUCAUGGAUGAGUAUCUAACAGUUGCGGGUCACUAGAAUCUCCGAUAACCUACUGGACAGACUCACGUUACGUCAGGGAGGAUGGGGUGUAACUGCAGUUCGGAUUACAACGAUGAAGAGUGGAUGGAGAACCUGGAUGAGAUCUGCGAGCACUGCAACUGCCCACUGCCCCCUCAGAAUGACAACCAGUACACAGAGAGCUUGGGUCCGCACCCCUCACAACAAACUCCUCCCUCCUCCCAACUGCCUGAUAACCUGGUCAUAGCUAUAUACAGCUACACCCCCGUCCACAGCGAUGACCUGGGCUUUGAGAAGGGAGAAAAACUGAAAAUCAUCAACACAGAUGACCCUGAGUGGUACCAGGCAGAGUCACUGGCUACGGGCCAGAGAGGGUUUAUCCCUUACAACUUCGUGGGCAGCAUGGACUCCAUGGAGACAGAGCCGUGGUUUUUCAAGAACCUCACCCGAAAUGACGCCAUGCGGCAGCUCCUGGCUCCUGGAAAUACCCAAGGCUCAUUCCUGAUACGAGAAAGCGAAACCACCAAAGGCUCUUACUCCCUGUCUGUGAGGGACCUGGACCCCACCUCCGGCGACACUGUCAAGCACUACAAGAUCCGCAAUCUGGACAAGGGGGGGUUCUACAUCAGCCCCCGGAUCUCCUUCAGUACUCUGCCGGAGCUGGUGCAGCAUUAUUCCCGGGAGGCAGAUGGCCUGUGCACCCGCCUCAAUAAACCAUGCCAGACACGAAUGCCCCAGAAACCCUGGUGGACGGACGAAUGGGAGAUUCCCAGGGAGUCCCUGAAGCUGGAGCGCAGGCUGGGGGCAGGGCAGUUCGGGGAAGUUUGGAUGGGUCUGUACAACAACCACACAAAGGUGGCCAUCAAGAACCUGAAAGCGGGCACCAUGUCCACCAGUGCCUUCCUGGAAGAAGCCAACCUGAUGAAGAACCUGCAGCACCCCCGCCUGGUGCGCCUGUACGCCGUGGUGACCCAGGAGCCCAUCUACAUCAUCACGGAGUUCAUGGAGAACGGGAGUUUGGUGGAUUUUCUCAAGACGACCACUGGAGCCAGCCUACCCAUACACACCCUCAUAGACAUGGCAUCUCAGGUGGCUGAGGGAAUGGCAUUCAUUGAGCAGAAGAACUACAUCCACCGGGACCUGCGCGCAGCCAACAUCCUGGUUGCCGAAGACCUCGUCUGCAAAAUUGCAGACUUCGGUCUCGCCCGCCUCAUUGAGGAUAACGAGUACACAGCCAGAGAAGGUGCCAAGUUUCCCAUUAAAUGGACAGCCCCAGAGGCCAUAAACUUUGGCACUUUCUCUAUCAAAUCCGACGUGUGGUCUUUUGGGAUCCUGCUGACUGAGAUAGUGACAUAUGGCCGUAUCCCUUACCCAGGGAUGACCAACCCGGAGGUGAUCCAGAAUCUCGAGCGAGGGUACCGCAUGCCCAGGCCUGACAACUGCCCUGAGGCACUGUACAACAUCAUGAAUAUAUGCUGGCAGGAGAACCCAGAAAACAGGCCCACCUUUGAGUAUCUGAGGAGCGUACUGGAGGACUUCUUCACCGCUACAGAGCAACAGUACCAGACCCAGCCCUGCUGAGACACAUGGAUGAAGAGACAUGCGGGCAGAAACUCUCACAGACACAAAGACAGCACAAGCAUAGACCUGGCAAUUUACAGACAAAACUCACAGAUGCACUGAUUUACAGACAAAAUCAUGUGGAUGCACUGAUUUGCAGAGAAAAGCGUGAAUGCACUGAUUUACAGAAUCCCACACACAACGAGCAUGCACUCCUUCACACAAACACAUAUGGUGUUAGAAGCAUAACAAUAAGGGCAACUCACUGCAUUUCUUUUUUCAGUUUCCUCUUAAAUGGACUUCAUCCAACUUACUGACAAGAACUUGGCACUCUCUCCUCUGGCAAAAAGUAACGUUUAUGUUUAUGAAGAAUUAACAAGCUCUUUGACAUACACCAUGACAUCCUUGAUCAUCUUAU